AUACAAUCGCCGAGUCCACCUCAUCCAAGACAUACCCUGGAGACAAUAGGUACCUAGGCGAUGGAGAGACCAUUCAUGGAUAUUCACUAUGCCACCUACUCUCCGCUGGUCAGACACCAUAGCCCGUAGCGGACGGUUCAAGGAUGUACCGAGCCUUCAUCGCGACCAUCGCGAGGCCGCCCGAAACUCUUCGCAAAAGAAGUAUUCAGUGCGAUUCCAAGGAGCAGUCACUCGUCCGAGACGCCCCCGUCAACGACCAGACUGUUCAAAGCCAUCUGCGCAUCAAACAAGCGACAUCAUCGACUGGACUCUGUCGCGAGACUCGUCUCCGAAUGCCAACACUGAUGUCGUAGCCGUCUCGACAAGCGUCGCCUUAGGAGACCCGUCCGGCGGCCAACCCGCACGUAUUAACAUUGAACAGGCGCCAUUACAAUCGGAACAUCCGCUCAACGUCGCCUUGUUGGAUUCAGGCUCCACGCCUCUCUCCGCGCCGUUAGAUAUCAACACUCAGCGUCUCAUCACAGAAGAUGUAGACGACUUUACAGAAGAUGCAGACGACUGGCAAGCCCCGUCCCAGGCCACCUUUGAGAACCCAACCGACGCUUCUCAGCUUCUCAGCCAUCAUGAUCCCGCACUGUUGCAUCCCACCGAAGGUCCGGUGCAUUCAAACCCGUACACUCACAUACAAACACCAUGCGACUGGUCACCGGGUUCAGUCGAGCCUAUAGCUUUAGCCGUCCCACAUCUUUUUGGCGAGUUGCCGUAUUACGCGCCCUCCUGCCGUGCUCCCACAAAUGGCGCCGUGGCGGACUGUUCUCGCUAUUACCAAUUUUAUAUCGAGAAGGCGAUAACUCGUUUCACCCCAUUCUGGAACUCACUAGACAACCCAUUUGUAACAAUAGCCAUUCCUCUCUCCCUAGCAUCGCCAACUCUUUGGCAUGCGAUCAACGCCUUGGGAGCAAGUCAGCUGGCUCUCGAAUCUGGUCCAUCCUCCAGCACGACUGACUCGACAAAUGCGCUGUGGCACCAACGUCAUGUCAUCGCGUCCUUGAAAUCCGGACAUGUAGAUUACGACAUCAGCAACCCAGCAAGCUUCCUUGCGUGCGUAAUGAUGCAAUCAAUGGAGGUUCUCAAUUCGGGACAUAGGGACUGGUACCACUGGCUUCAAACAUGUCUACGGCUAGUGCAAGCCCGUAAUCGCCUGCAAGAGGACAUGCAGGAGGGCACGGCUUGGUCUGCGAUGACCAAGAUCGUCGUUGCUAUGGAGACUCUGGCCGCCGUCACAUCAGAUACCGAGAUCCGCCUAGCGAAACGUUUCUGGAAGCUCCCAUCUAUCGGAGCCUCCCGACGGCUCAAUGGAGAUCCCUCCUGGCCCGAAAUACCCGAAAUGGUUUAUGAUGGGUUUUUUGAAAAUCUUCUUGGCUGCCCAGCUAUCAUUCUCAAGGUACUAGCCGAAAUGCUUGUGGUCCUCAGAAGCCAGGGGCAAACUAGCGAUCCCGCUGUGCCAGAACAGGCUGCACAGGCCUUGCGUUGGGAAGAUUCACUAUACAGAUGGCGCCCGGAUCGAGAAGAUGCACCCAAAAACAACAUGAUGGAAGCUUUUCGACAUGCAGUUUUGGUUUUCUACUCAAGGGAGAUUCGCAAGAUGCCUUACCAUCACGCCUUGGUACAGCAUCACGUGCUGCUUGCCAUCGACUUCAUCAAACAGCUGGGCAUGGAAAGCCACGGCGUUGUCGCGACAUGGCCAGCCAUGAUUGUGGGCUUAGAGUUGGACGAGAUGGAGCAUCCCGAAGUUGCCGCCUCCCUGAUUGACUUGUUGCUGCGCACCGCUUCGAAUCGUCGGCCAAACUCCAUGAACCAAGAUGCGAGCGAGCUUCUGAUGAUGAUCUGGUCGAGACGGAGAGUCCUUCAGACUCAAAGCGACAGGUGUAGUGUUGACUGGAGGGUUAUUUCUGAGGAAAAUGGAUGGAAAUGGUCCUUCUGGUGAAUUGACGGCGAGACAAGUUAAUGGGCAUCCAGAGCCGAUAAAGCACUCUCAGCCAUGGUCCUGAUCUAAUUUGAUCGAGAAACGCUCCUACAAAAAAUUCAAUCCAAACUUGAUCAUCGCGACAUUUUGUUGAAUGCGCCUCAAAUCAUUCCUAGUAAUGUCCUUUCCGUUUCCCGUAAUAUUCCCUUCGAU
Ilyonectria robusta is the source of this 2179-nucleotide messenger RNA. RefSeq names its product fungal-specific transcription factor domain-containing protein. The record is from RefSeq and is a predicted model, not a curated record. The coding region runs from base 89 to 1987 and encodes 632 amino acids. The transcript has 5 exons. Gene Ontology annotation, cellular component: nucleus. Lineage: Eukaryota; Fungi; Ascomycota; Sordariomycetes; Hypocreales; Nectriaceae. Gene Ontology annotation, molecular function: transcription cis-regulatory region binding; DNA-binding transcription factor activity. Gene Ontology annotation, biological process: positive regulation of transcription by RNA polymerase II.